UUCCUUCUUUUUUUUCUUUUUCUCUUUCUCUCCUUUUAUUCUUCUUCUUUAUGGAAAUAGAAGCGGCUCAUUGUUUGGUCAAUCUAUCCACAAAUAAAGCAAAGUAUCCUAUACCUGCCUUUGAUAAGAUGCACACCAACAAGCCUUCUAGACAUCACCAAUGUUCUAUGUGUCCUAAAUCAUUCUAUCGAUUAGAGCACCUGAAUCGUCACAUUAGAACUCAUACUGGAGAAAAACCUCAUCCGUGCACAUAUUUAGGCUGCAGUAAGAGAUUCUCUCGUUCUGAUGAACUCUCUCGUCAUACUCGUACACACAUGUAUCCAAAAAAUAAAAAGAAGAAAGAAAAACAUUAUGAAUCCAGACCAUCCUUAUUUCUUCCUACACCUACACCCAUUAACUCACCGCCAUUAUCACCUUCAAAACAUACUCUACCAAGUUUAGAUUUGGAUGUUCAACUGAGUACAGAAAGAGCCAGUGUGCUGCUAGUCACCCCAAACAGCUCACCACAGUUAUCAUCUCGGAUACUCACACGAUUCACGCAUGAAUGCAGGACAUGUACCAGUGGGAAUAACCAUAAUCGAUCUCUGCUAGAUCUCAUAGAACGACCACCUUGGGAUCGCAAUUUACCGCCCAUAUUCUCACCCGAGAGUGUGGAAAAAUAAUGUAUAUUUUAUCUAUUUGCUCUUGUUUUUUUUUUUCUCUUUCUCUUCUCAUUUGUGUAUAGUUAUAGCAACUUGAUAAUGUAUAAAAGGGGCAUUUAAGCUUCAUCCGUCUUUUCUUUUUCUCCCUUUUUUUUUGUGUAUAUAUAAAAUGUUGAUUUAAUAAAGAAAUCCUA
Molecule: messenger RNA, 835 nt
Organism: Rhizopus microsporus ATCC 52813
Lineage: Eukaryota; Fungi; Mucoromycota; Mucoromycetes; Mucorales; Rhizopodaceae
Exons: 1
Coding region: 51-662 (203 amino acids)
Cellular component (GO): cytoplasm; nucleus
Molecular function (GO): RNA polymerase II cis-regulatory region sequence-specific DNA binding
Source: RefSeq, a predicted model, not a curated record